UGGAUAUAUAAAGAGUGGAGUAAUAGGAAUAUGAGGGGACCAGAUGAGUCGUUUGUACAAGAGGACGACGAUGAGGCGAUUAGACGAAAGUAUGCGGACAGCGAAGACCUUUAUGGUGUUGCAAAGGACAUUGCCGAGCUUCCUAGCACGGCUGAGAAACGAUUUAAAUAUUUUGUGAAAAUAGUACGCGACAUUGCUGAAAACAGCAAACUUGAUAAACUUCUCAAGGCCGCGUAUGACGAUGACAGAAAAGGAGAGACUGUGCUCCACAUGGUUAUACGGCUCUAUACGUUCGAAACGCAGAUCCAACGGAAUGUGGUAGAGAUUUUAAUAAACACGUUUCCCAAACUGCUUCUGCAGGAGCGCUCGCAGGACAGCAAAUACGCCGGGCAGACGCCGCUCCAUCUUGCCAUCUGCAAGGGCAAUGUCUGGCUGGUCAACAAUAUGUUGCGGGAACUGGCCUCUGACGAGAGGUACAGCACUUGGCUGCGAGGUGUUCUGGAAAAGAGAGCUUACGGGACAAUGUUCAGAAACACUGUGAUGAUGGGGGAACUCCCGCUGUUUAUAUCCGCCCUUACAAUGAACAAAGACAUGUACAACCUUUUGCUGCACUAUGGCGCAUCCAUUGAUGCGAAAAACAGUAUGGGCGACAACGUGUGCCAUUCUAUCAUAAGAUACGCGCACCUUUACCCGGACAAAGGAGACGCUCUGCUCGAAAUGUGUCAAGCAAUCACCGAGGACCCUAACCCUCAUGACUGGAGCGUGGAGGCCAAUCGAAACCGUAAAAUGCGUAAGAAGAUCUGGCUGAUGGAAAACCGAGCGAGAAUGACCCCUCUGCAGGCAGCUGCUUCGUUUGGACUUCACAGGAUAUUCGCUUAUAUUAUGAAUCUUGAGAUUUACUGCAAUAUUCAUUCCCACGACGGCCUCUUUGACAUUCAGACGUAUGACGUCACCGAACUGGACGCGAUUUCGUCCAUGACGCGCGUGGAAAUCACGGGGGACAACGGAAUGACGUCAACGCUUCCAGAGAACCUCGCACGCCAGGUCCCAACCUCCGAGCCUCCCCACCGGCAAUCCGUGCUCAUGAUGCUUUUGGAACUGGACCCGUCCGUGGCGUUCCACUUUCUCCUUUUCACAGUGAUGCGUAGGCUGAUAAGCAUGAAAUGGAAGGCGUACAGGAUUGUUUUCUACAUCAUGUGGUUGUUCCACUUUCUAUACAUGUGUUUUCUCACGUGGUACGCCGUUGAGAGAGCUCAACAAAUUCCAAACAGUGUAACUGCCAAUGGUAGUGUAUUUGACAUAAACCUCCCGCCACAAUUCAAACGAGCAAUACCCGAAGACCGUUUUGCUCUGGGGUAUGGAAUUAUUAACUUGAUCGUGGCAUCCUUUUACAUUUCGAUUGACAUCGUGAGGAUGGUCAAGGGCAAGAUGCGAUGGACAGAAGUGUCCUUUAAAAAUCCAUACAGCAACGGUUGGUUUCGUGUGUUUUUUCUUGCCUUUUCUGUUUGUCUCGUCAUCGACUUUUUUGCCUCCUUGGGAAGCGAUCUUUAUGAACAUUAUUGCCUGAUUAUCUCAGUCAUUCUUGGUUGGUUUCUCAUGAUAUUCUAUCUCAGAGCGCUACGUCCAUUCAGUUUCUUUACAGUCCUAAUACAAAAAGUCCUCAUUGGAGACGUGUUCCGGUUCUCUGUGAUUCUCGCUCUGGAAAUAAUUGGCUUUGCGACGGCAAUGUACGUUUCCCUACAAGGCUCUACGGCAAUUGAUGACGAAAAUUAUAGCGACUACGGGCGCGUUUUGCUGUCUAUGUUCAAGCUGAUGGUUGGACUCGGAGAUGUAGCAAAAUUCUAUGAGACUAGGCAUCCUGUGGUCUGCAUCUUGAUAUUCGUUGGAUUUAUCCUACUAACUGCUCUGUUGAUGGUCAACGCGCUGAUAGCGAUGAUGGGUCGCACGUGCGUCGCGUUGAUUGACGAUGUUGGUGGCGUCAGGUCUCAUGAUAGGCACUGGAAGCUACAAAGAAUGUCCAUCAUACUGUAUAUUGAGAGCAUUUUGCCCGACAGCUGGAUUCACAAAGUUGGUCACCAGAAGUCCGUUCAACGCUACAACGAUAUGAUUGGACGGCGUCGCCAGAUGCAAAGGUAUAGACUAGAGGUGAGAGCAUUGCGCAUGGAUGAAGACAACAUUGAAGGGAAUACUAGAUUGCAGACAAUCAAGAAAACGUUAGGAAGGCCCUUGUCCGCGAUUAGCGACAAUGUUAGAAGAUUGUUCCGGAUAAAGACCGAUAGUUCUAAGGAGCGACAUUUGAAUACUCCAGAAACGAAGAAGGAUUCAAUGAAACGAAAGAGCAAACAUAGAGAUGUUGAAGGUGGUGCAGCUCAGGGAUUCGGAGUAAUGCAUCAAUCAGAGCGUGACGCAGCUCAGAAACAACAAGAGCCUGGUAUUGCUCACUUGGAUGUGUAUCAUAUUCGACACAAUGCGUACGAUGAACACAAUGGCGAAGCUGCAUUUAGCCGUUCUUAA
Dreissena polymorpha is the source of this 2514-nucleotide messenger RNA. Its product is annotated as transient receptor potential cation channel subfamily V member 6-like. The transcript is spliced from 4 exons. Bases 31 to 2514 code for a protein of 827 amino acids. Gene Ontology annotation, biological process: calcium ion import across plasma membrane. Lineage: Eukaryota; Metazoa; Mollusca; Bivalvia; Myida; Dreissenidae. Gene Ontology annotation, cellular component: membrane. Gene Ontology annotation, molecular function: calcium channel activity; protein binding. The record is from RefSeq and is a predicted model, not a curated record.